AAAGCUUCAAAUCUAGAAUUGUGGAAGGCCCCUCACCUGAGGUAGCAACAGACACUGAAUCCCAAUUGUGGGGGGCCCUCACCUGGGGUAGCAACAGACACUGAAUACAAUUGUGGAAGGCCCCUCACCUGAGGUAGCAACAGACACUGAAUCCCAAUUGUGGGGGGCCCUCACCUGGGGUAGCAACAGACACUGAAUCCCAAUUGUGGGGGGCCCCUCACCUGCGGUAGCAACAUACACUGAAUACAAUUGUGGGGGGCCCUCACCUGGGGUAGCAACAGACUGAAUACAAUUGUGGGGGGCCCUCACCUGGGGUAGCAACAGACUGAAUACAAUUGUGGGGGGCCCUCACCUGGGGUAGCAACAGGUACUGGAUUCAAUUGUAGGGGGCUCUCACCUGGGGUGGCAACAGGCACUGAAUCCCAAUUGUGGGGGGCCCUCACCUGGGGCUCAAAGUGGGGGUUUUGGGGGACCAACAACUGAAGUUCUCCCACGAGGUGCUCCGUUGCCGCCCCCGCAUGGGGGCGCCACUUCCGUUGUCCUCCCCCACGGGGCACAGAACACCCCCGGUCACCACGGUCGGUCACCACAGCCGCCACCGCGGGUUCCCGUCGGCCGUGGCCGGUCACCGCCAAUACCCCAGGUCUCUUGAUUUCCGUCGCCGAUGGCUUCGGUGGCCGUGGCGGCUGGGCCGGACCCGCGGGCGGACUUCCCCGCGUGGCUCUCGGCCCAGGGCAUGAAGCUGCCGUUCGCCCAGGCCAUGGAGCGGGAGCUGGGGAUCGGGGACUACGAGGAUCUGCUGGCGUGCGCCGAGGACGCCCAGGUCACCCUGGAGCUGCUGGCCACGGCGCGCCAGCGCCUGCCCUUCGCCCUCUACGCCGCCCUGCGCCGCGUCGUCAAGGCGGCCGGGGGCAGCCAGGGGCCCCGGGGGCCCGAGUGGCUGCCGCACGAGGGCGCCGAGCAGCCCGGCCUGGCCGCGCUGCUCGACGCCAUCGUGGCCACGCUGCAGACGCUGGGCCAGGAGCUGCUGCAGUCUGCGCUCAGGUUCAGCCGACUCGACCAGGCGCUGGGACCCGGGGACAGCGCUGGGAUCAGCCCUGAUGAGAGAAUGGAGCGGCACGAGGCCGACCUCAGCGAUCCCUUGGCGGAGGAGCCGGGGCCCCUGGGUGGCGACGCGCAGCUGGAGCCAGGGCCCGGCAGCCCCGCCACGUGGGGCGGCAUCGUGGUGAAGAAGGAGCGCCCAGACGAGCUAGAGGAAACAGGGUCUCUGGCGGAUGAGGCCCUGGGGGAGGCUCUGCUGGAGGAGGGAGUUAGAGGAGCGGAAGAACUCAAAGGAGAGGACCAAGGAAGCUGGAGGGAGGAGCCGCCAAGCUCUGCAUACCAGUCGCAGUACCCAGGUGCCGUGCGGAAGCAGAGGGCCAUGGAGGUGGCACCGCUGCCGUUUCAGACACACGGCCUGCAGCAGCAACAGCAGCACAAGCGUUCUCCGCUCAGCCUCAACGGGAACAGUGUCUGCGCGUGGCCAUACGUGGCCGGUGGCGGCGGUGACACGUCGUUGUGGAUGGCAGUACCUCCAGAUGGCACCACGCCGCCCGUUAUGCCACCCCCGCUGGGCCCCGUGCCCCCCGCAGGUCUCCAUUCGACACCACGCGGUGCCCCAGGCGUCCCGAACCCGGAGAAGCUGGCGCGAUUGCGGUGCCGACACUGCGGGAAGGCCUUCCGCAGCAACGCCGACCUGGUGCGGCACGUCCGUGUGCACACGGGCGAGAGGCCCUACGUGUGCGGCAUCUGCGGCAAGCGCUUCAACCAACCGGGGCCCCUCUCCACGCACCGCCGUGUGCACACUGGUGAGCAGCCCUACGGCUGCCUGGUGUGCGGCAAACGAUUCUCACAGGCAUCCGGCCUGCACCGCCACCAAAAGACGCAGCACGCCCUGGACGUUGCACGUGGCCCAACCAGCCUGCCUGUCUCGCUGACAGGCCCCAUGGGCCUGCAUGACCCUCUGAUGGACCCCACGGGUCUGCACGAUUCUUUUACAGGCCCUGCGGGGCUGAAUGACUCUCUCAUAGGCCCCAGCGGUCCACCUGACUCGACGGGUCACACCGUCCCGCAAGACUCUCUCUGACGAAGCUCACACGGUCUUCCCAUUGUGUGCGGCCUCGCGUGAACGGACUGGUGUCCGUGUGGGCCGUGAGCUUGGCUCAGUUCUAAGCUCCCUGGUCACGGCGGUUAGGAGUGGAGGUCAUGGAGUCAUGAAUUGUGGUUGUAGGGGUCACUGCAGGUGCUCGGUCGGAGUUUGGGAGCCUCAGUUUUACAGGAAUUUAGAGACUGCAGCAAAACAGCGAAGACAGGAACAAUUACUGUCAAAUUGAUUGGGCACUGCUGGUGUAAUUUAAUACAUUUAACUUGUUAUGGCUAAUAAAGAAUUAAAUCUUUCGUGACUGCAUAAAUUACUCAUUGGUUUUUUCGGUAAAGUCACGUAUGUAGGAAUACCGUACAAUUAUAUUAAAACAGAUCAAUCACGACGUUUUGACCGCAACACAAGCGAUCUGCAUCAGGUGUAAAAGAAAAACAAAUCACGGAGGUAAAUACAACAAGUAGAAGAGAGACGAGAAUUAAACAAACCCAAGAAAAAAUGUGAUGCACAACCAGUCAGGUCAACAACACAGACACCUGGCGGACCACGAAUUUCAGAAAAGUGUUAAAUUUCAUGUUCAACCUCUCGAUUGAACUUACCAGCAUAGAGUCACGAAAGCUUUAAUUCUCUAUUAACACACUUCUACGGGGAAGUUACCAAUUCUGUCCUAAACGUGGUGUGCCCCUUACUUGCUCCUGCCCUCCUCCCCCGCCUCUGCUGCGUUGCAGCCUGUGCUUCCUCCUGCUCCUCCCCCCGCUUCUGCUGCUGUGCCCUUUCUCUCUGGCCCCUCACCCCACCUUCACUUCUUAUUUAAGGCUUCUGUUCAUCCAACUCCCUUUUCCUCUCUUCUCUGUCCGUCCUUGCCUCUUGGUGUCUCUGUAUAUGUAUUUCUGACUUGUACCUCGUAUUUGUUCACUCUGUCUAUGCUGGUAAGUUUAAUCGAGAGGAUGAACACGAAAUUU
Molecule: messenger RNA, 3099 nt
Organism: Petromyzon marinus (sea lamprey)
Lineage: Eukaryota; Metazoa; Chordata; Hyperoartia; Petromyzontiformes; Petromyzontidae
Source: RefSeq, a predicted model, not a curated record